This is a messenger RNA of Cololabis saira (Pacific saury), 1322 nucleotides long. RefSeq names its product dual specificity phosphatase 22b (gene dusp22b). Gene Ontology annotation, biological process: positive regulation of JNK cascade; regulation of cell population proliferation; protein dephosphorylation. The transcript is spliced from 7 exons. Gene Ontology annotation, molecular function: protein tyrosine/serine/threonine phosphatase activity. Gene Ontology annotation, cellular component: cytosol. The coding region runs from base 148 to 735 and encodes 195 amino acids. The record is from RefSeq and is a predicted model, not a curated record. Lineage: Eukaryota; Metazoa; Chordata; Actinopteri; Beloniformes; Belonidae.
GCUUGCUCAGGCACGAACUGCUGCAGUUCCUCACAUUGAAGCCGUCGGAACACGAGAUAAGCGUUUGUAAAAAAAACAAAACAACGUUUCACAUUUUAUUUUAUUUUAUGUUUUUGGACAGCUAUUUUUCAGAAGACGUCCUCCGGCAUGGGUAAUGGUAUCAACAAGGUUCUCCCAGACUUAUACUUGGGAAAUUUCAAAGAUGCAAGGGAUCGAGAAAUAUUGGGCAGAAACAACAUCACACACAUCCUAUCCAUUCAUGACAGUGCAGCACCUAUCCUGGGGGAGAUGACCUAUCUCUGCAUUUCAGCAGCUGACCUGCCCACACAAAACCUGACUCAACACUUUAAACAAAGUAUAAUGUUCAUGCACGAGUCUCGGCUGAAAGGAGAAGGCUGCCUUGUUCACUGUUUAGCAGGAGUGUCCCGUAGUGUCACCCUGGUGGUCGCUUACAUCAUGACGGUGACUGGGCUCGGCUGGCAGGAGGCGCUGGCUGCCGUCAGGGCGGCCCGGCCCUGUGCCUGCCCCAACCUGGGCUUCCAGCGGCAGCUCCAGGAGUUUGAGGCGGCCCAUGCUGGACAGUUCAGGGAAUGGCUUCGCAAGGAAUACAAGGAAAACCCCUUCAAUGAUGAGGCCGACAUACGUGACUUGCUUGCCAGGGCGUCCAAAGUCAAUGUAGGAGAGCCAGAAAAUCCCGACUCUGCCCAGCACGGAGCUGUUGAUCAACGUUUCUGAGGCGCUGACGUAUUUUGGACCUCUGUGGAAGUUUAAGGCUAUCAGAAGUGGACUGCUGUCUGAAUGUUUGUUGCACACUGACCAAUAAUAGAAAUGUGUUGUUGAAAAAGUUAAAUAUGAUGUAUAGUACAAAACACAUUUUUUUUAGCAUGUUGUUAAAUCCUUACACAGAUUUUUUUUUUUAAGUUAUUUCGUUUUUCACUGUGUCUUUAUGAUUUAAUAUAUGUGAAUAAAUGGUGUGAACCUAAGUGCCUUUUCAGGUUUACAGUCGGUGGGCUGUCAUGCUGGAGUUGACUUUAUUCUGUAUCUGCUUACUGCGCCGUUUCCUGGUUCUCUUCCUGUUUGUCUCAUGUGCAAAGGAAGGUCAUGCAUGGUGGCAUCAAAAACACUAAGAACACACUGUUUUAUCAGUCUUUUGCUUCUAUUGCCUUUAGACUCUUAAACAAUAAAAUAAACUCCUUAAUUCCACAAUGAUAGGUUUGUGUGUUGAGAGAUGUACACGCUUUAAAACAUGGUAUGUUCAAGGACAACCACUGGAGGUCAGUGUUACUUUAAACCUCUUAAAAUAAAGUGCAUUUUGAUUUCAA